Scophthalmus maximus (turbot) is the source of this 3457-nucleotide messenger RNA. RefSeq names its product pre-B-cell leukemia homeobox 1a (gene pbx1a). Bases 286 to 1572 code for a protein of 428 amino acids. NCBI's taxonomy places the organism in Eukaryota, Metazoa, Chordata, Actinopteri, Pleuronectiformes, Scophthalmidae. Gene Ontology annotation, biological process: embryonic organ development; regulation of transcription by RNA polymerase II; eye development. The transcript is spliced from 9 exons. The record is from RefSeq and is a predicted model, not a curated record. Gene Ontology annotation, cellular component: nucleus. Gene Ontology annotation, molecular function: RNA polymerase II cis-regulatory region sequence-specific DNA binding; DNA-binding transcription factor activity, RNA polymerase II-specific.
GAGAGAGAGAGAGAGAGAGAGGGGGAGAGAGAGAGGGGGUUUGUCAGUCUCCCUCCUCCCAAAUCCAGAAAAGCUUACCAAGGAAAAAGGAGGAGUGCCGCGGCUGAGAGAGAGAGACGCAGAGGAAUCCAGAGGAAUUUCCGAGGAUAUUUUCUCUGCCUUUUUUUUUUACGCCUCUUGAUAUUGAAGAUUUAAAAAAAAGAAAAGAAAAAAAAAAGAAGAAGAAGAAGAAAAAAAAAAGAAGAAAAGUUGGCGGCGGCGAGGCAGCGGGGACCGUGACCGAGGAUGGACGAGCAGCCGCGGCUGAUGCACUCCCACGGGGUGGGCAUGGCCGGACACCCCGGCCUGGCGCAGCACAUGCAGGACGGCGCGGCGGGGACGGACGGAGACGGACGGAAGCAGGACAUCGGAGACAUAUUACAGCAAAUAAUGACCAUCACAGACCAAAGCUUGGACGAGGCGCAGGCGAGGAAACAUGCACUGAACUGCCACAGAAUGAAACCCGCUCUCUUCAACGUCCUGUGUGAAAUAAAGGAGAAAACAGUGCUCAGUAUCCGAGGCGCCCAGGAGGAGGAGCCUCCAGAUCCCCAGCUGAUGCGACUGGACAACAUGCUGCUGGCGGAGGGCGUGGCCGGGCCGGAGAAAGGCGGCGGGUCGGCAGCCGCAGCCGCUGCCGCAGCGGCCACGGGCGCCAUUGGUGCCGACAACUCGGCGGAACACUCCGACUACCGGGCCAAGCUGACCCAGAUCCGACAAAUAUACCACACAGAGCUGGAGAAGUAUGAGCAGGCGUGCAAUGAGUUCACCACCCAUGUGAUGAACCUGCUGAGGGAGCAGUCUCGAACACGACCCAUCUCGCCCAAAGAGAUCGAGCGCAUGGUCAGCAUCAUUCACCGCAAGUUCAGCUCCAUCCAGAUGCAGCUGAAACAGAGCACCUGCGAGGCCGUCAUGAUCCUGCGCUCGCGCUUUCUCGAUGCCAGACGAAAGAGGAGGAACUUCAACAAACAGGCGACAGAGAUCCUGAACGAGUACUUUUACUCCCAUCUGAGUAACCCCUAUCCCAGCGAGGAGGCCAAAGAAGAACUGGCCAAGAAAUGCAGCAUCACAGUGUCACAGGUAUCAAACUGGUUUGGGAACAAGAGAAUCCGAUACAAGAAAAACAUCGGCAAAUUCCAAGAAGAGGCCAACAUGUACGCAGCCAGGACUGCGGUCACUGCCACCAGUGUGUCCGCCCACGGCAGCCAGGCAAACUCCCCAUCAACUCCCAAUUCAGCAGGUUCUGCUGCCUCUUUUAACAUGUCAAACUCCGGAGACUUGUUCAUGAGUGUGCAGUCCCUCAAUGGGGACUCGUACCAAGGGGGGCAGGUUGGGGCCAACAUACAAUCCCAGGUGGAUACCCUUCGCCAUGUUAUCAGCCAGACCGGAGGAUACAGUGACAGCCUCGCUGCCAGCCAGAUGUACAGUCCACAGGGCAUCAACACAAAUGGCGGCUGGCAAGAUGCUCCGACUCCUUCGUCAGUGACAUCGCCCACAGAAGGACCCGGAAGCGUUCAUUCGGAUACUUCCAACUGAAUAUAUCCAUCUCUACUCCUCAUCCACACACGCACACACACACACACACACACACACACACACACACACACACACACACACACACACACAAGAACAUGGACUGACCUUGCUAUUCCCAGUAUUAAACAAAGGAAUUCACUGUCUCAAAGUUUGGAGAGUUACUGUGAAAACCUAACAAAAAAAAAAAAAAAAAAAUCAAUAAUAUUUCCUCUGCUUACAAUGUUGGACAUUUGGGAUACAAAGAAAAAGUUUCACAAUAAAAAUGAAAAAAAGUGCCGCAAACAAUGGAGACAUUUGUACAGAUUUCACAUUGUAUUCAGAGGGCUGGGGUUACUUAUUCACUCGUAAUGUUUUCACUCAUUAUGAUGAAAUGAUAUGAUAAAGUCAUUAAAAUCAAAUCAUUGAUUUUAACGGAAAAUACUUCAUUCUACCUCUCAGCCACUAAAAAAAAAAGUAGAAAAAAUGUCAGUGACCAUUAUUUGUUUUGUAAAAUGAAACUUUUGUCUUUGCAAGCAAGGGGCACAUCUUCUUACUUACAUUUCGUUGUCUUUCACCUAUUCUAUGGUACGCCAUUUAGACUUAAAUAUUGCUCAGUUGUUUACAAUGUGUGCUUGAUAAAAGUAUGUUCAUCUUCAACUCUGUCUCCGACAAGUCAAAACAGGAGUUCUGUCAGGAGAGUUUACCUCUAAGGUAACCCUGUGAAGUAUGUUAUCUGUAUAACAAUAAAUAAAUACUUGUCAUCAAAUCGGACAAGCUUGACAUCAUUCAUUAAGACGGAGGAUAUAUUAACGUAAAACAGAUUAUUUUACGCCCGGUUGGUUUUGGUUCUGCAGCUGUGGAAGAGUAACAGUCACCAAAAUGCAGAAUUCUCUGAUGCAAUGAGGAAAGAAAGGAAUUAUGUCUUUUUUUCUGCUUUUAACUUUAUAAUAUUUUUUAUUGUUUUCCCACCAUCACCACUGCAGUAGAAAAGUUUUUGACAAUGCCAAACUGCUGAUGUAACCAAAACAAAACUGUCAAGAAAAGUGUGUCGCCAUGAAAGCCAGUUAUACUAUAUAAUUUAAUCACAUGUAUACAGCAUUAUUUCUUUCUCUGCUCAUUUUGAUCACCGUCUUCUGUCAUUUACCUUUGGUGCUAAAGAUCAAGUGAAUAAUACUAUCCCAUUGAAGGACAUACGUUUCUCCACAAAAGAAAGUUUGUCAAGGAGAUCUGUGAAAAAAAUCCACUUUAACAGGGAAGUGGUUGUGUCAGUAGAGGUUUACUUGCAUACACGGUGAAUCCUUGCUCGUGAAUCCACAGCACAGGUCCGGAGAUGCUUGUAGCAUGGAGUCGCUGACCGUCCCCGUGGGAGAAGCGUCUGGAUACACCUGUACUGCUGCUCAGCUGGGGACACGUUGAUGUAAAGAUAAUGUUACGUUUCACAUUCUGUUGGAGAGUGUCCUCUUCUUGGGGUUUAUUUACACAGAAAUCCAUAUAUUAUUCUGCCGGUACUGCUUUAGUAAGCCGAGAACUGACGCCAAAACAAAUGUAGACAUGUCGCUUGUCUCAGUACUAUCAGGCUGAUUUCUUUUCAGUAUCAAACAUUUAUGAAGAUUGUAAAUGUUAACCAUGACGCACUAAAGAAGGGGCAAGUCAUUCUGUCAAAUAAUGUGUUUUCUGAGCAGUCUAACAUUGUUUAUAGACACUUUUUAUGUUGUGUGGCCUAUUUGUUUUUGUAUUUUUUUUCUUAUUGUUAUGCUUAAUGUUGGCUAUUACUUUUUGCUUUCCUACUCUUGUGAUUUAGCUCAUGAACUUUCAACAUGUGUUUAUGUGCACCAUUGUGCUUGACUUGCUUUGUUGGAAAGGGUUUCAACACAUUAAAAACGAUAUGUCAUACAGCGAGACCAUA